Toxorhynchites rutilus septentrionalis is the source of this 758-nucleotide messenger RNA. RefSeq lists its product as uncharacterized. Bases 57 to 626 code for a protein of 189 amino acids. The record is from RefSeq and is a predicted model, not a curated record. The transcript has 3 exons. NCBI's taxonomy places the organism in Eukaryota, Metazoa, Arthropoda, Insecta, Diptera, Culicidae.
GAGAAUGCAUAUGACGAAAUUUAAUAACAAAUCUCAAAUGUGAUUGUCCUUCGAAAAUGGCAUGUUACCUAAAAAUUACUCCUGAUGUGGCAUAUACAGUACUAUCGGAUAUUCUCGCCAGUAGUGGAUUGGCUAUCGAUGAACCUGACCAGCGGAAGGUUGCUCGCAUACUCAGACCGAAAAAUCCCAGAUGUCCGGGUGUGCCACCGAUGGUUUCAAUUCCUAUGGAAAAUGCCAGUCAAACUGUAAUUGAAAAGUAUAGAGAAGCGUUGGAUUUCGCGACCACUCCCAAUGAACAGCAUCAUUUUGCAAUUUCGAACAAUCGUGACCCAAAUGCAUUGGAUUUCUGGAAUAACCAAACAGAUUUGAUUGUAAAUACACCGGUUGGUCGCUUCGUCGAGAUCAAGAAAACUUUACUACAACAAUGCUCGACAGCUGAUGAAGGAUUCAAAGAAUGGGGAUUCUUGAAGACUUCCCUGUCCAAUUACAUGCUGGAAGCAGAUUUCCUCCGAAUUCAGCUAGAAUUAUUUGUUCUGAAAGCUCGCUCGAUUCUAGAGUAUAUUCAACACUUCGAAGGAACCAAUUCGGAAUAUUAUGGUUGUCCUGCAUUUUAUCAACGAUUCUGAGGUAUAGGGAUUCGGACGAAACGAAAAUAUGGACGAUGGCAGAUUAGUUUCACGUGAGCUCGGUAGUGAAAACUGCUCGUGAGUUUGUUAUUGAUUUUUAUUAUGUGAAAUAUAUGACCUUAAUCACUACUA